Molecule: messenger RNA, 2777 nt
Organism: Exserohilum turcica Et28A
Lineage: Eukaryota; Fungi; Ascomycota; Dothideomycetes; Pleosporales; Pleosporaceae
Exons: 6
Coding region: 1-2373 (790 amino acids)
Biological process (GO): DNA-templated transcription
Molecular function (GO): zinc ion binding; DNA binding
Source: RefSeq, a predicted model, not a curated record
AUGGGCAAACACUGGCCAAGCUCGACGGCCGAGACUGCCGGUCCUAGGGUCCGGGCUCGUUUGGCGAUACGCUCUGUUGCGGUGCCGCGGCAAACCCAUGUCAGAUGGACGUCCAUUCUUUCGAGCAAUAACUUCAGUCUUCGGUCAGUAGGGCGCUACCUUGAGCUAUGGCUUCAACCGCUGCGGACUACACUUCCCAAGCACCCUACGGCCCCAAUUCGUCCACUCAGCAGAAAGUCGCUAUCCCACGCUUACAAAGAAUCGAGACUGCACAGAACGGCCCUCAGGAUAGACGUCGAGUGCCUCGGGCGUGUACUGGAUGUUACCCAGCAUUGCCAGCAGUUGGCUGGCCUUUUGAGGGAGAUACGGGACCGUGCAAGUGUUGAAGAGAGCAACCGCAUCAACGAUCUCCUGGAAGAGAUUGGCGAAGACCUGUCGGAGCCCAGACUUACCCCGACACCAUCCAACUCUGACGUGGACGCUCAGAGCGCCCAAGGAGUCGUCGAGUUGGACAGCAUCGACUAUCUAGAGCAUCUUGAAACCGAGGCUCUCGACUUGUUGGAUGAGGACUUGCACACCAAAGACGAGGCUCGCUCGACAGGCUUCGUUGGCAAGAGCUCAGAAGUACAAUGGCUGCGUGCAGUGGCACUCGCCCAAGCCGAAAGAGCCGAUGGGACGUGGGAUAGUUCGGGCCCGUCACGACGCGGUUCCUACGCUCGAUCUAGUGAGCCCAUCAGUUCCUUCAGUUUUUGGGCCAACUCGGACGAUGUCAACGUAAACUUUUACGUGGACCCACACGAACUGCCUCAGGCCGACCUUGCUGAGCACCUGGUCCAGUGCUACAUGCUCAAGGUGCAUGAUUCUUUUCCCAUCCUUCCGAGGAAGGAGUUUACCGACCAGACGCGUGUCUAUUUUGCUUCUUUGCGGAACGGAAACGCACCACGCCUCAACCCAAAGUGGCAGAUCAUCUUGAAUCUCGUCUUUGCCAUUGGCGCCAACUACGUGCAUCUCAACGAGGGCUGGUCAGCCGAUGGUCAUGCUACGUACCAAGCGCGGGCGCGUGCUUUUGGCUUGAGCGAAGCGGCCGUGGCUUGCCAUCCUGAUGUGCCACAGAUCCAAAGCUUGGGGCUCCUCGGCUUCUACUGGCUGAGUAUUGGACAAGUCAAUCGUGCUUGGUCCAUUGUGGGUAUUGCCCUUCGGUCGGCCUACGCCCUCGGGCUCCAUGUACGGAACGAAGACCCUUCUGCCAAUUCAACCAAACGGGAAUCCCUGGUGCAGAUAUGGUGGAGCCUGUACUCACUGGAGAGAACGCUGAGCAUCAUAACUGGGCGGCCCAGCAUCGUCGUCGACUCGUACUGUUCCGUGCCACUGCCCAUGACGAAUCCCGAACAACGCAUGCCAGAGGAAACCACGGCAGCCUUUGCAAAUGUGGGGAAAGCCACAGGGUCGCACUCAGCAGCCUUUCCCGUCUCGUCCAACGUUACCACCAAUUCUCCUCUUACGCCAAUGGGCUUUGGAACAAUCAAGAUCAACCAGGGGUCGUACUUUAGGGCUGUUGUUCAAUUGUCGAUCAUAACGCAGAAUAUCCUUACAUCGCUCUACUCGGCGGGCACGAUGAUCCGGUCUCCGAGUGACGUCCAACAGGACACGACGCUGUUGAGCCAGCGGCUAGAGCAGUGGGUUUCUUCGCUGCCCCUGAAGCUCCGACCGUACGGAGAUGGACGAGAGGCCGGCGAGGCCUUUUCGCGUGAGCGCAUGCUCUUGAAGUUCCAGUUUUGCAGCGCGCGCAUCUUGCUCACACGACCCUGUUUGGCUGCCCGACGCCAACCGUGGAAGGAGCCCCAUGACGCGAGCUUCUCGAGAAACAUGGCCGACGCAUGCAUCGAGGCGGCCAAGGGAAUUGUUGCGUCUUUGCCGGAUGACUUUAGCAGCCGAAUUCACCAGGAUUUGCCGUGGUGGUGCCUCGUCCACCACAUGAUGCAGGCCAUCUCCGUCUUCCUACUCGGCCUUUCGUACCCUAUGUCGACGUCGUGUGAUGCUGCGACCAUGAUUCAGCAUGUGAAGAAGACGAUAGGGUGGCUGCAGAGGAUGCAGGGACCGGUGGCUGCGCGUGCCCAUCGCAUAGCGCUCAAGUGCUUCGAGGGGUUGGCUAGGCAGUAUGCCGUGGACGUGUCGGAGCUCUGGGAGCGCAAGGAGACGCAAGCGGUACGGACCUCGGACGCUGACCAUGGCCUGAGCAUUCCUGUUGCUCAGCCAUCCAUGGCCAUUUCAGAGGCCUCGACCUACGGGACGUACAGCGCCACGGCAGGCGCCACGCAUCAUCCGCACUCGGAAGUGCCAGGGUUCCACAAGGAUUACUUCAUGCCCGAAUGAAGAGGAGGAGCUUGCGGUAGGGGGCAUCGGCCGUCUAGUCAAGAAUCCACUCGUCCUCGAGGCAGGAGGCGGAGGCAGGAGGCGGAGGCAGGAGGCAGGAGGCAGGAGGGCGAAUGCGACGCACGGCGUAGGCGUUUGUAGUCGCUGGAGAGGGGGAUGUGUGUGGACUUGUGCCGGGCAGGAGGGCGUAUAGAGGGGACAUGCGGAGGCGGAUGAGGUGAAGUGUACGCCAGACGUGCCUUCCCAAACGCUCCAGACGGGUGGUCUUGACGUCAUACGUGUAGAGGCAAGGGCCGUGUGUGCAGGGAAACCGGGGGCAGCCAUCAGCAGAAAUAUACAGAAUAUUCACGGUACCUUUGGGUCGGACAUGGUGCGUGUUGGAGGGGAGGGGAGAAGGAGGGGGG